AUGCGCGGUGGAGAUAAAACUGAUCAUCUGAUUAGUUUGUAUCGAAUCUUCAUUAGAUCCAAAAAAUGGACAUUGCGUAUGAUAUUUCACGCCAUUGACCUAGCACUAACCAAUAGCUGGCUGGAAUACCAAGAAGAUUGCAAAAUAUGUAAUAUACCAAGUACAGACGUUUUCGAUUUGUUGCACUUUCGGCAGCGCGUUGCAGAAGCUCUAAUAAAAAUGGGGCAUCCAAUUCCUAACAGAAAAAGAGGACGGCCCGCAUCUGGUGGUAGCAGUCCAGUAAAUUCACCAGUUACACCAAAACAACACCGUUACAGGAUUGAAAUAAGACCAGCUAGCGAAAUCCAGUAUGACACUGUCGACCAUUUGCCAGAAUAUGAUCAAAAGAAAGAAGCUACAAGAUGUAAAAAUCCAGGAUGUAAAGGAAAGACGCAUGUUUACUGUCUGAAAUGUGAAAUACAUCUGUGUUUUACUGGUGAGCGAAAUUGCUUUCGAAAAUUUCAUCAAAAACAAGAAUAA
Messenger RNA from Parnassius apollo (apollo), 519 nucleotides. The record is from the annotation of a GenBank genome assembly. Lineage: Eukaryota; Metazoa; Arthropoda; Insecta; Lepidoptera; Papilionidae.